CCCGCCAUUCUGAGGUCUGGUGGAGGUUUGGUUGGUCUUGAGAGACGCCGUCGCCUUUACCACGAGAGAAAAUACCAAUACAAACAAUACAAAAUACAAUACAAAACGCGAACAAAACAACAACAAUAUAUAAAUAUACAACAAAGAGGGGAAGGAAAAAACCAGGUUUUCUCUCCCCCUUUGCCGUGAAGAGCCGCCGCAGCCUCUCCGUCCUUUGGACCGUCCUUGGAAGCCGUUCCAAACCCGAAGGAAACUGCCACUUUAAAAACAUAUUUCCCUCUUCUUUCCCCCCAAAAAACAAAGGCAAAACCCCCUUUUUUUCGAGCAGAAAAAAAAACCCAAGCUAUUUUUUUUAUUACUAUUUUUUUUUUUGGUUUUCAGUUUAGCUCGAUCCACUCCUUUAGGGCUUUAAAAAACAAACAAAACCCAAGGGAAAAAAAACCUUUAAAAAAAUACCCAAAAUACCCGUCAAGCUGCAAAAAAAAAGUUGCUGCGUUUUUUUUAAAGCCAUGAUUAAAAUCAAACGAAUUUUUUGGCUCUAACACCACCUCCAAAUGCCAAAAUCCAAACCUUGAAGCGCUGUCGGCUGAGAAAAAAAAUUGGAUAGCUGUUCCUGCCAUGGGCUCCGGCCCCAUCGACCCCAAGGAGCUCCUCAAGGGCCUCGAUUGUUUCCUGGGCCGGGAUGGGGAGGUCAAAACCAUGGAUGGCAUCUCCAAAAUCUUCAGCCUCAUGAAGGACUCGCAGAAGAUGGUGAGUCGCUGCAUUUACCUGAACAUCCUCCUGCAGACCCGGGCCCAGGACAUCCUCAACAAGUUCAUCCGGAUCGGGGGCUACAAGCUGCUCAACACGUGGCUGACGGGCUCCAAGGCCGCCAACAACGUGCCCUUCCUGCAGCAGCUGCUGCUCACCCUGCAGCACCUCCCGCUCACCGUCGACCACCUCAAGCAGAACAACACGGCCAAGCUGGUGAAGCAGCUCAGCAAGUCCAGCGACGAUGAGGAGCUCCGCCGCCUGGCCUCCAUCCUGGUCAGCGACUGGAUGGGGGUGAUCCGCUCCCAGAGCAGCUCCCAACCCACAGAACGGGAUAAAAAGAAGAGGAAAGAGGAAAACAAAAGCAAAACUCCCGUCCCGGAGAAGCCCCAGGAGACCAAAAACGAGGCCAAAAACGAGAAUUCCGAAAAGAAACGGGAAAAACCCAAAUCCCUGCGGACCACGGCCCCCAGCCACGCCAAGUUCCGCUCCACAGGGCUGGAGCUGGAGACGCCGUCGCUGGCGCCGGUGAAGAAACUGAACUCGGCCUCGUCCGACAAAUACAGCCUGAAACCCGUCCCUGUCAAGAGGCAGAGUGCCCCAACAGCCCCUGGGGAGGCUCCUCUGGCAGAGAAGAAAUACAAACCCCUGAACACGGCCCCGAACGCAGCCAAGGAGAUCAAAGUGAAGAUCAUCCCCCCGCAGCCCAUGGAAGGUCUCGGGUUCCUGGACGCCCUGAACUCAGCACCCGUCCCCGGCAUCAAAAUCAAAAAGAAGAAGAAAGUUCUGUCCCCAACAGCAGCCAAGCCCAGCCCCUUCGAGGGGAAGCCGGCGCCGGAGCCCAGCACGGCCAAACCGUCGUCGCCAGAGCCGGCGGCCGCGGAGCCCAUGGACACGGAUCGGCCGGGGACGCCGGUGCCGGCCAUCGAGGUGCCCGAGCCCAUGGACACCGGCUCCUCAGAGGCAGGGGGUGACCCCAAGGCCACCGAUGUCCCCUCCGAGGGGGGCCCGGCCCCGCGCAGGCCCCGCAAGAAGAAAUCGGUGUCAUGGCCUGAGGAGGGGCGGCUGCGCGAGUACUUCUACUUCGAGCUGGACGAGACGGAGCGAGUGAACGUGAACAAGAUCAAGGACUUUGGCGAGGCGGCCAAGCGGGAGAUGCUGAAGGACCGGCACGCCUUCGAGACGGCGCGGCGCCUCAGCCACGACUCCAUGGAGGAGAAGGUGCCCUGGAUCUACCCCAAGGCCCUGGAGCUGCCGGCGCCGCUCGUCAUCCCCGGCAGCGGCAGCCGCGAGCGCUUCACGCAGGCCGAGAGCGUCAAGGGCAUCCUGCAGGAGAUCUUCCUCUCCAAGGAGAGCAUUCCUGACAGCCCCCACGAGCCCGACCCGGAAUCCUACGAGCCUCUCCCACCCAAACUCAUCCCCUUGGACGAGGACUGCUCGGGCGAGGACGGGGCCUAUCCCGAGGGGCUGGAUCCCGGCGCGGCCGCGGCCUCCCCGGAGCCGGGCGCGGGGGCCAAGCUGCCCCCGGUCCUCGCCAACCUCAUGGGCAGCGUCGGGGCGGGCAAGGGCCCCCCAGGAGCCCCCCAAAACGCCCCCAUCAACAUGCAGGAGAUCCUCAGCUCCAUCAUGGGCGGCCCCAGCAGCCACAAGGCCGAGGAGCUGCUGAAGCAGCCGGACUACUCGGACAAGAUCAAACACCUGCUGGGCAACCUGGGCAACCAGCCCCCAGGGGGGCCCGGGGGAGUUCCCCACGGGCUGCUGGGCCCUGGCCCCAUGAACGGCUUCCCCCCCCCCAAGAUGCAGCACUUCCCCCCGGGGGGGCCCAUGCCGGGUCCCCACGGCGGCGGCGGCGGCGGGGGGGGGGGCGGUCCCGGCCUCCCCCCGGGGCUCCCGGGGGGUCCCCGGAUGUUGGGGCCGCCCCCCCCCCAGCGCGGCGGGGGCGGCGAUUUCUGGGGGGAGGGGCCCGACGGGGACAUGUCGAGCCGCGCCGUGUGCCGCCACUUCAUGCUCAAGGGCAGCUGCAGGUACGAGAACAACUGUGCCUUCUACCACCCCGGCGUCAACGGGCCCCCCCUGCCCUGA
This is a messenger RNA of Camarhynchus parvulus, 2832 nucleotides long. RefSeq names its product protein phosphatase 1 regulatory subunit 10 (gene PPP1R10). Gene Ontology annotation, cellular component: nucleus. Gene Ontology annotation, molecular function: metal ion binding. NCBI's taxonomy places the organism in Eukaryota, Metazoa, Chordata, Aves, Passeriformes, Thraupidae. The record is from RefSeq and is a predicted model, not a curated record.